This is a messenger RNA of Monoraphidium neglectum, 1365 nucleotides long. RefSeq lists its product as hypothetical. The record is from RefSeq and is a predicted model, not a curated record. NCBI's taxonomy places the organism in Eukaryota, Viridiplantae, Chlorophyta, Chlorophyceae, Sphaeropleales, Selenastraceae. The transcript is spliced from 4 exons. The coding region runs from base 1 to 1365 and encodes 454 amino acids.
AUGGACGCGCUGACGCCGCGCUCGCGCCAGGCGGCGCUGGAGGCCGGCUUGGCCGACCAGGAGGCGCCCCGGUCAGCUCGGGCCGAGGAGGAGGCGGCCACCGCGGCAAUGCGUAAGGAGGUGCUGCUCGCGGCGGCGCGCCCCUCAUCGCGCUGCGCCUCGCCCUCGGCCUUUGGCGCUGCGGGUGUGCAGGGCAUCAAUCUCAAGCAGAUGGCCGCACGCGCCGCGUCGCCGCCGCCGCCUUUGCGCGGCAGCCGCCCUGGCACGCCCCGCGGCGGUGCCCCCGCCGCAAGGGAGGGCGCCGGGCUCAGCCACAGGUCACCUCGGCAGGACGACCAGACGCCGCGCCGUAUGGCGUCGCCCGCCCUCGCGCCGGCGGCCCUCGGCAGGGCCAGCGGCGCACACGACGAUGGUGGCGCUUCUGAGGAUGAGCGCUCAGACAGCGGCGAGCCCGGGGCUGCGGGGCAGCCUGCUGCGGCGCCCGUGGCGCCGAUCGCGCGUGCUCAGCCGGUGCUGCAGAUUGACGCCCCGCCCGAGGGCCCCGCUUCGCCGGCCGCGCCGGCCGCGCGCGAGUCUGGGGAAGGCGAGGCCGCGGCCGCGAUGGCGACCGCCUCGAGCCUCGGCUUCUGGCGCACGCGCAGCAGCGGGCUGGCGCCGACCCUGAGCCUGACGGGCGCGCCGAUCAACCCGCGGCGCAUAACGGGGCCUGGCGGGCUCACGGCCGCCGAGAUUCUGCUUAUGGACGCGCGCCGCCCAUCACGGGCCGACGACGACGAGCUCAUGUGGGCGCACGGCGGCGGACAUGGCGCGCUGGCGGCGACCUCGGUGGACCCAAUAACGGAGGAGGCGGCGGUGGCCGGGAUCUUCGGCGGUGACGUUGCCCCGGAGGCGGCCACGCACCCGCCCGCAGCCGUCGCGCACCCGCCCGAGGUUGCGGCGCAGCCACGCGUGACAAUUGCAGCGCGCAUCAAGCGAUACGCGCAGCCAGCUGUCAUUGUGGCACUGUCGGUUGCGCUGAUCGUGACGAUGGUCUUCACGUUUGCACCGGCGCUCGCCGCGCUGACUGGAGGCGCAGCCGUGGCCGCACCCACCGCUGCCGCUGUGGCAGGCGGGUCUGCGACCGCGGCCGCAGCGGCAACAGGCACUGCGGCAGCGCUGGCCAGUGGUUUUGCUGUGGCGCCGCUGGUGGCGGAUGUCAUUGGAUUUGUGGGAGCACAGAACCCGGCAUGGCUGCAGCCCGGCCUAGACCCCAGCAAGCUGUCUUCGGGGCCGCCCACUGCGGCGCAGUGCGCCUACUUGGCAGCGAUGCCGGCUGUGCAGUACCUGUGCACGGGCACUGUGACCGGCGGCGUCAAGUUCAGCUGA